Dreissena polymorpha is the source of this 3955-nucleotide messenger RNA. RefSeq lists its product as uncharacterized. Bases 48 to 1730 code for a protein of 560 amino acids. The transcript has 3 exons. Gene Ontology annotation, biological process: negative regulation of translation; proteasome-mediated ubiquitin-dependent protein catabolic process; protein polyubiquitination. Gene Ontology annotation, molecular function: translation repressor activity; zinc ion binding; ubiquitin protein ligase activity. NCBI's taxonomy places the organism in Eukaryota, Metazoa, Mollusca, Bivalvia, Myida, Dreissenidae. The record is from RefSeq and is a predicted model, not a curated record.
UUGAACGUUACCGAUUUCUACUGAAUAUUUAUACUAAAGUGAUCAAGAUGGCUACAUUUUCUCAAUCAACAGUGGAUAAAGGCUCAGAUUCUAUUAUAGACUUUUGUUGUUCGCCGUGUCUUGAGCACAAAAUUCACCAGUGGGCGGAGUUUUACUGCGAUAACUGUCAGAAAUUUUAUUGUGCAGAAUGUGUCACUCUUCAUGGUCAGUUAUUUGGGAAACAUGUGACUUAUGGAAGAGGAGACACAAGUAGGUGGCCAGUGUCCAAGGAAGUGGAGGAUUUCCUUCUGAAGUGUGACCUUCAUGAAGACAAACAUCUAGAAAUGUACUGCAAUGACCACAGUCAGCUGUGCUGCACUAAUUGUGCUUUCCUCAAUCACAGACUGUGUACUAAAGUAACACUUAUAUCUGAGUCAGCCAGAGGACCUCCGCCAGACUUGCAGCAACUAUCAAGAAAAAUCCAAACUAUUCUUGAAGAAGUCAAGAAACUUGAGAACAAUUGGAACACCAACAUGCUGACUUUGCAGACUUCAUACAACAAACAAUUAGAUGAAAUACUUGAAACACGCCAGACAAUAAAUAAAAUUCUAGACAAGAUUGAAAAAAACACCAUACAAGAGCUAGAUGAUAAGAUAAGCAGUCUGAAAGUUUCUAUCAAGACUGAUGUGGACAAUUGUAGCAAGCUUAAAAAUGAACUCACAAGACUAAGCAACUCAAUACAUGACAUUAUUGAAAAGGCCAAAGCAGAACUCACAUUUAUUGCAAGUAAGAAAUGUUGGGAAAAAAUUAAACAGUCUCAAUCUUAUCUGAAGGAGAACUCUAUUCAGGUAGAAAGUUCACUGACAUUCCAGGCGGACAGUGACGUUCAACAGUACUUGUCUAUAUUGUCAGGUCUGGGGAGGACUGUACUCAGUACCAAGGCAUUAUCAGGUGACCCAGACCAGGUAUUCACUGUGCAAGAAAAGUCAGAGUAUGAUGUGAGCCUACCAAGUGAUACAGAGAAGAGCUGCACUAUCAGUGCCAUCUGUGUACUCUCUGAUGAUCAGAUUCUUGUUGCAGAUCGUACUAAUAAAAGAGUUAAGCUACUGAAUCAUCAAUACCAGGUGGGGGCUCAUUGUGAUCUAAAUGCUUCUCCAAAUGACAUGUGUCAAAUCACAUCAAGUGAAGUCGCUGUUGCUGUGGGUGCAGGGGUCCAGUUUGUCUCUGUGAAAGGUGGGCGGCUGGUUAAGGGUACCAAUUUACAGUUUAUACAUAGAUGUAUUGGUAUUGCUCAUAAUCUGCAAGACCUGUAUCUCACCUCUGGCACUGCACUUUACAAGUAUUCAAUGAAAGGAGCCCUGUUGAAUCAAGUGUAUGAAGAUACAUCAGGAGACACAGUAUAUAAGUGUGCAGUGAGUCCUUCAGGUGACAAGAUAUUUGUCACCAGCCCAGGUAAAAGCAGGCUCCUCACCCUGGCCAGAGCUGGCAAAGUUCUCCACACCUUCACAGACCCAGACCUAAAAUGCCCACAAGGUAUUCAUGUUACAGCUCAGGGACAGGUUCUGGUCUGUGGAGGGCCAUCCAACACUAUCCUACAGCUGGAUAGUGAAGGCAAGAGGAAGCUGGCAACUCUUGCAACCAAGAGGAAUGGACUUAAUGAACCACUGUCAGUCUACUUCAAUAGGAGCACAGCAUCCAUCAUUGUGGGACAAUUUUUUAGCAAACAAAUCCUGGUGUUUGAAGUAAAAUAGUUUUGUUUAACCAGUUUCAGUCGAGACAUUUUGGAACAUGUACCGUCAACAAUAAUUAUUGGCCUGACCAAACUUAUAUUCAGUGUUACAUAACAUCACAUAAUUCACAUGGAUGAUUUGCUGUGUUGCCAAGUAAUGUCAUAUCUGUGAAUUUGUUUAAAGAAGUAGUUCAUAAUGAAGUUCUUGGCAGCAUAGAUCAAUUAUUUAGUGUUAUAUUGCAAGGAAACAACUGUAUUUCUCUGAUGAUUAUUUUUUAUUUAAAUUAUUAUUUAUAUACUGUGAAACCAUUAUAUAUCGUCAGGCAUUAAUUUUCGUAUAUUUCGUCAGUCCACCGAUUGACGAAUUCAAGAUCCUAACAAACAAUUAUGUCCCAUAUUUGAACAAAUUAAGACUGAAUUACCAAAGGCAUGAGGCACUAAAAUCCAACGUAAUCCACGCAUACAUACUCUGUCUGUUACAUAAUCAAGAUAAAUCCGGUUUUGACACAAAAAGGGUGUAGAUUACACAGUGUACUUAACUGACACGUGACAUUGCUCUAAAACGCGAAAGCAGUACAGCUGUAUCGACUGCGUUGACUUCGUUUAGGUAGAAUUGUAAUGAUAAGGGCUAAUUGUUAACAACUUUAUUACCCAUUGUGUGAAGUGUGUUUUUCAGUGUUGUUGCAGAAGAUUAUACAGCCCUCACACACCAGAUUAGAUCCGGAUCAAAGACAAUAAACAAAAUUAAAAGAUGGUGAUGUAUAUACUUACCGUAUACAUUCUCCGCAUUGAUUACAAAUAAAUACAGAACAUUUUGAUUUGUGUUUGGUUGUUUGGGUUUAACUACAAUACAGGUGUAAAAAUAGCUUGUGCUUCGUUUUAUGGGCUAUCAAACUUUUUAAUCAUUGACAUCUUUUGCAAGUUUUACGAUACAUGUUUCAAAUAAUUGUUACUUGUAGCAAUUGAAAACAUAACAGGUAAAGAGAAAUUAGCAAUCAUGACGAUUAGUUCCAUCCAAAAGUAGGGAAAUUGUUUUCAAAAAUUAACUUUUAUUUUUGCGCGAUUUCCAGGAAAUCCCCGGAAAGCACGUGUUUCGAAUGACUGAGUAUGACGCAAUAAAACAUUUCUUUGUAUCCUAUUGCAUUCAAUCUAAUUUAAACUCACUCGUCCAUUGGUUGUUACAAUUAAAUCUGAACUUUGCCCUAUGAAACCGCUGUCCCAUAAUGCAUUGUUAAUUUUACACUUCCGAAAAUUAUUGUUCUUAAAGUGAUCAAAUAUUUACAAUGCAAAACUCUUGAAACUUUUAUGAAAACUGACCAAACAGUUUGCUAACACUAAUUCUAACCAAUAAUCUUCGCACCUUCUCUAAUUUGCGCCGAUAAAGGUAAGAUUGUUAUUAGUUUGGCCAUUAUAAUAAAUGAAUAGGACCAAUUGGCAACUGGCUUCACUGUUUCAAACCCGGGUUUCAAACACUCGUUAGCGGUUACUCGGUCCCACUAAUCCGCUAAUCAUAAUAAUGAUACACUAAUUGGGGCAAAUUACUGGUCACCUGAUAACAAAAGACAAGUAUAUUGACAUGUGACAAACAGGCCCCACCUCCUGCAAGUGAAUCUCAAGUGUCCUCCCUCUUUCCCUACUACGAUUUUUCGCAACCGCGAUAUAUUUCGGACAAACAAAUCUGAUAUUGACUUUUUUCAAAGUCAGGAAUUGGCGAAUUUUAAGUGCUGACGAAAACGUCGUUUUUAUAAAAAUGACGAAAUUUCGUGCUGGCGAAAAUAAAUGAUUUCACAGUAAUCAGUGUAUUGUUGUAAUCUUGAUCUUCAUCUCCAAAAAUGACUAAUAUGAACAUACAUGAUUUACUUGUGGAGAUUUGUUAUGAUCUUAAAUAUUGUGUUGUUAUUGUUAUGCAAAGUAAACAGAACUCAGCUGAGAGAGUUUUGGGACAAUUUGUAUUGAUCAACAGUCAGAACCAUUAGAAUUGCACUUAUAGUAAGAACAAGAGCACCGCAUAACGGGUGCCACGUUCGGCUGUGAAAGCUUGUUAGAAUUUUUUUUUUUAUUUUUUUUUUAGAGGUCACAGUGACCUUUGACCUAGUGACCCAAAAUGGGUGUGGCGUGUAGAACUCAUCAAGGUGCAUCUACAUAUGAAGUUUCAAAGUUGUAGUUGGAAGCACUUUGAUUUUAGAGGCAAUGUUAAGGUUUUUGUUAAAGUUUUAUAUUAGAGGUCACAGUGACCUUGACCUUUGA